CUCUCAUAGUCUGGAAACUUUCACCAAAAUAAUAUUACAGGAUGAUAAAAUCUUCUCCAUUCUGCUCUCUUCUUCUGAUUUUUGUUUUAAUCUCCUCUAUUACCUCCUCCAAGGCUUCAAUUUGCUCCAAAAAUGGAAUACCAUUAGUUAGGAAUAUCAGUGAGCUUCCGCAGAGUGAUUAUGGGAGAGGAGGACUAUCACAUAUCACUGUUGCUGGUUCAGUUCUACAUGGAAUGAAAGAGGUUGAGAUAUGGCUCCAAACAUUUUCUCCAGGAUCAAGGACACCAAUCCACAGGCACUCUUGUGAAGAAGUGUUUGUGGUCUUAAAAGGGAGUGGUACGCUUCUUAUUGCCUCAAAUUCACAUGAGAAACAGCCUGGAAAGCCGCAAGAGUUUCCGAUAUUUUCGAAUAGUACAUUUCAUAUCCCCAUGAAUGAUGCUCAUCAGGUUUGGAAUACAAAUGCAUAUGAUGACUUGCAGGUUUUGGUUGUAAUAUCUCGUCCGCCUGUUAAAGUGUUCAUGUACGAGGAUUGGUUUAUGCCUCACACUGCAGCCAAAUUGAAGUAUCCUUACUACUGGGACGAAGAUUGCUUCUACUCGCCCAAAGAUGAGUUGUGAGAAGUACACAGUCGAAAAAAAAUUGUUAUCUGUCUAUCAAGAUAUACAAUUUAUGAUGAUCAAUAGUAUCACGGAUAUGUGGCAGAAAGAUCAGAGAAAUUUGUAAACUGUGUAUAGAAGCGAGAACAACCUUGUUUUUUUACACCUUAUCUUGUGUUGGAGUUUAACUGAACAACCUUGCUGAACUCAGCGACUCAAUAGUUUCCUGAAAUUCUUUUAUUCCUUUUUAUUAACGCCUUGUGAUGUCUUAAUAAUACUACAGUAUCACAAUGGCCAAAUCCAUUAUUC
This is a messenger RNA of Papaver somniferum (opium poppy), 905 nucleotides long. Its product is annotated as auxin-binding protein T85-like. Gene Ontology annotation, molecular function: auxin binding. Lineage: Eukaryota; Viridiplantae; Streptophyta; Magnoliopsida; Ranunculales; Papaveraceae. The record is from RefSeq and is a predicted model, not a curated record. The transcript is spliced from 5 exons. Bases 42 to 617 code for a protein of 191 amino acids.